AUGUCUCGAAAAAAAGCUACCGAAGAGACCGACAAACUUACUCGUAUUGCCAUUGUAAAUGCUGAUCGUUGUAAACCCAAAAGAUGUAGACAAGAAUGUAAAAAAAGCUGUCCUGUCGUGCGUAUGGGAAAGCUGUGUAUUGAAGUGACUCCUAAUGAUAAAAUAUGCACCAUAUCUGAAGAACUGUGCAUAGGUUGUGGUAUCUGUGUCAAGAAAUGUCCCUUUGAUGCUAUUACUAUAAUUAAUAUUCCAUCAAAUUUGGAGAAGCAUACUACUCACCGUUACUCUAAGAACUCUUUCAAGUUACAUCGACUUCCUAUCCCUCGUCCUGGGGAAGUUCUGGGGCUUGUUGGUCAAAACGGUAUUGGAAAGUCAACUGCUCUGAAGAUCCUUGCCGGGAAACAAAAGCCCAAUUUGGGUAGAUAUGUUGACCCCCCAGACUGGCAGGAGAUUUUAUCGCAUUUCCGUGGAUCUGAGUUACAAAACUACUUUACUAAGAUCCUAGAAGAUGAUUUGAAGGCCCUCAUCAAACCACAAUAUGUGGAUCAAAUCCCAAAGGCAGUAAAAGGAACUGUAGGAGCCCUAUUGGAUAAGAAAGAUGAAAGGAAAAACCAGAAAGUAAUAUGUGACAUGCUGGAUUUGUCACACAUUCGUGACCGUGAAAUUGCUGCUCUGUCGGGAGGGGAGCUUCAGAGAUUUGCUUGUGCUAUGGUGUGCAUACAAAAUGGGGACAUUUUCAUGUUUGAUGAGCCCUCCUCCUACUUGGAUGUUAAGCAACGGUUGAAUGCUGCCCGCACUAUUCGAUCUCUUAUACAUCCUGAUAAAUUUAUCAUAGUUGUGGAGCAUGACUUGUCUGUGUUAGAUUAUUUGUCUGAUUUCAUCUGUUGUUUGUAUGGAGUGCCUGGUGCUUAUGGUGUAGUUACUAUGCCAUUUUCAGUGAGAGAAGGUAUAAAUAUUUUCCUGGAUGGAUUUGUGCCCACUGAAAACAUGAGAUUCAGAACUGAAUCUCUUGUAUUUAAAGUAGCUGAGUCAGCUACAGAGGAAGAGAUCAAAAGAAUGAAUCAUUAUGAAUACCCAGAAAUGACAAAAUCUAUGGGGGCUUUCCACCUUAGUGUGACGCAAGGUGAAUUCUCAGAUUCCGAAAUCUUAGUGCUACUUGGGGAGAAUGGUACUGGAAAAACUACGUUCAUUAGAAUGUUAGCUGGAAACCUAGAACCGGAUGAAGGUCCAAAUCAGUUACCACAAUUGCACAUAAGCUAUAAACCUCAGAAGAUUUCUCCUAAAUCACAGGGCCAAGUACGAAACCUGCUCCAUGAUAAAAUACGAGAUGCUUACACACAUCCACAGUUCAUAACUGAUGUAAUGAAACCUAUGAAAAUUGAAGAAAUUAUGGAUCAAGAAGUCCAGAACCUCUCUGGUGGUGAGUUGCAGCGUGUUGCUCUGGUGUUGUGUCUUGGGAAACCUGCCGAAGUAUACCUUAUUGACGAACCAUCUGCCUACCUUGACUCUGAGCAGCGUCUAGUCGCAGCUAAAGUUAUUAAGAGAUUUAUCCUACAUGCUAAGCGUACUGGUUUCAUAGUAGAGCACGACUUUAUUAUGGCUACAUAUCUAGCAGACAGAGUCAUAGUAUUUGAAGGAGUACCUUCUGAACAUGCAACAGCCAACGCACCUCAAUCAUUAUUGAAUGGAAUGAACAGAUUCUUAGAAUUACUUGGUAUUACAUUCAGAAGAGACCCUAAUAACUUUAGACCAAGGAUUAAUAAACAUUCUUCAGUUAAGGAUAUUGAACAAAAGCGAGCCGGUCAAUAUUUCUUCUUGGAAGACUAA
Pieris macdunnoughi is the source of this 1827-nucleotide messenger RNA. The record is from the annotation of a GenBank genome assembly. NCBI's taxonomy places the organism in Eukaryota, Metazoa, Arthropoda, Insecta, Lepidoptera, Pieridae.